AUGGCCGAGCUUUAUGAUAGCGCCACUCAUCAGGACCCAAGGGAUAUUGAAGAGUUACCUGCUUCGGUUAAUACAUAUCACUAUACGAAUAUGGAUGACUACUUGAGGAUCAUUUUAAGUGAGCGUCAACGUCUCUAUCGCUCUUUCCCGGCCACCAGCGGAAGUGACGAAAAACGACAAGAUGAACAGACGGAAGGCACGCAGACCGAUCAUAUCAUCUUCAUCAUUGAACCCCUGACUUUCGCACACGACUUCUUGAACUCAGAAUCACAACGUCCUUUUCACGACAAGCUAUCAUUCGACCCGAAUAGACAUAUUCUUGUCGUCAAGAUGCCCUGCAAAGCGCACGAACAACUUGCGGUAGCAUUUGACGAUAUGCUCAAAAUCUCCCUUCAGCCGAUGGGUCUGCACCGAGCAAUUUUUUCGUGGCAUUCAACAACAUUGACUGCCCAAGACGGGUCAAUCAAGGAAGCAGACGGGGGGUGGAGCCCAAGGAGACCCCCUCGCGGAGCUUUGAAGAGACCCUCGGUCAUUUUGGAAGUUGCCUCAUCAGAAACCGCAGCCAAGCUUCGUCUUGAUGCCCAUUACUGGGUUGAUCCAGCAAGAGGCCAAGCAAACAUUGCUAUCGGUGUUAAGGUUCAUGUUAAAAAGCCCCAUAUCACCAUCGAAGUGUGGGAGUGGGAUGAUCGGUUUUCCCGGCCUACCAGAACACAAUACCUGGCUAUCACAAAGUCCGAUGAAAAAAUAAGAUUUGAUCCCAACCCCAAUCCCCAAAUCAUGAUCCCCUUUCACCUUCUGUUCCGACGGCCAGCGGAGAACAUCAGAGAGCGAGACAUUGUGUUCGCGACACAAGAUCUCGUCGAGUUCGCAACUAUGGUGUGGGACAUGGAGUUUGACUACGAACAAGAAUAA
Molecule: messenger RNA, 912 nt
Organism: Penicillium verhagenii
Lineage: Eukaryota; Fungi; Ascomycota; Eurotiomycetes; Eurotiales; Aspergillaceae
Exons: 1
Coding region: 1-912 (303 amino acids)
Source: RefSeq, a predicted model, not a curated record